UGCAAAAGGAUUUGCAUAAAGCAUUAAUGGUCAAUAAAAUAAGAUACAAGUGUUGAGGUAAAAUCGCUUAUAUAAUGAAAGAACGACUUCCACUUAGGAGGACUGACCACGAAGCGAUCCUCGCUUCCGGUCAGCCUACCUGCACAGGCUGCCGGCGAUCGUGCAGGCGCCAGGAGAGCGAAGCGGUUGAGAAAAAGGAGACUCUGAAGCGACGCAUGCCCGAAUCGGAUGAGAUCGGUGCGGUGUACCGGAAGCUGCGGCUUUGUCUGGGCCUUUUCGAGCACGCGAGUAAAAACGAUGAGGCGGAAGAGGACGACGAAGAGAAGAGGCAUCGGUUACGGUGGUGUCGCAGGGGCUUCCGACGAAUCGUGGAAGUGGCGACAAGAGCUCUGCUCCUUGGCAUCGCGCUUCUCGUCACGCCAGGACUCUGUCAGCAAGACGCGGUGCACAUCACGGCUAUCCUCGGAGAGAGCGUUGUCUUCAACUGUCACGUAGAGUUCCCCGGUGAGCACCCAGUGCCCUACGUUCUCCAAUGGGAGAAGAAGGUAGGCGACACGGAGACGCCGAUAUACAUAUGGUACGAGUCGUAUCCGACCCACAGUGGCGAGGGAUACGAAGGUCGUGUCUCGAGGGUGAGCGAGAAUUCGCCGUACGGCCAGGCUAGCCUCAAUCUGACGAACAUCCGCGAGAGCGAUCAAGGAUGGUACAAGUGCAAGGUCGUCUUCCUCAACAGGUCGCCCAACAGUCACAAGAACGGUACCUGGUUUCAUCUAGACGUCCACGCGCCACCCAGAUUCAGCAUAACGCCGGAUGAUAUGAUAUACGUGAAUCUGGGCGAUGCGAUAAUACUCAACUGCCAGGCUGAGGGCACCCCGACGCCAGAGAUCCUCUGGUACAAGGACGCGAAUCCGGUCGAGCCCAACGGCCGAGACGUCGGGAUAUUCAACGACGGCACCGAGCUCAGGCUGUCGACGAUCAAGACCGAGGACAUCGGCGAUUACACCUGCAUCGCCAGGAACGGGGAGGGCCAGAUCAGCCAUACCGCGCGCGUCAUCAUCGCUGGUGGAGCCGUUAUUAUGGUGCCGCCGACGAAUCAAACGAAGCUGGAAGGCGAGAAGGUGCAAUUCUCCUGCGAAGCGAAGGCGCUUCCGGGUAACGUGACGGUGCGCUGGUUUCGCGAAGGCGCUCCCGUCACGGAGGUCUCGGCCCUGGAUACCAGAGUGUCCAUCAAGAUGGACGGCAGCCUGGUCAUCAAUCCCAUCAGCGCCGAUGACUCCGGUCAAUACCUGUGCGAGGUCACUAAUGGCAUCGGCGAUCCUCAAACUGCUAGCGCCUAUCUGAACGUCGAGUACCCGGCGAAGGUCACGUUCACCCCCACUGUCCAGUACCUGCCGUUCCGUCAGGCCGGUGUGGUCCAGUGUUACAUAAAAGUCAACCCGCCCCUGCAAUACGUGACCUGGACCAAGGAUAAACGCCUACUCGAGCCUUAUCAGACGAAGGACAUCGUUAUCAUGAACAACGGCUCCCUGCUCUUUACACGGGUCAAUGAGAAUCACCAAGGCAGAUAUACCUGCACGCCUUAUAAUGCCCAUGGCACGCAGGGCAGCUCGGGUCCGAUGGAGGUCCUUGUGCGGAACCCGCCUUCCUUCUCCAUCGAGCCGGAACCAGUUUACACGAAGAAGGUCGGCGAGACGGUCGAGAUGCACUGCGAUGCUCAGGAAGCCGAAGGAACGCAAAAACCAUCGAUACAAUGGCACCGGAGGGACGGCGGACCCAUCGAACGCAUCCGCGCGAAGGUCGUCGGGGGCAAUCUAACCAUAGAGAGCCUUCGGCGCGCGGAUUUCGGGUUUUAUCAGUGCGUCGCCACCAACGAAGUCGCCACCAUUUCAUCCUCGACGCAGUUGAUCGUCGAGGGCACGCAACCCCAUGCACCUUACAACGUGUCGGGCACUGCCACGCAAUUCGCGGUAACGCUAAUUUGGUUACCAGGCUAUUCCGGUGGUCCCGAUUACAAGCAAGAUUACACUAUCUGGUAUAGGGAAUCGGGAACUUCGGAAUGGAAGACAAUCCCCGUAACUCCAUCGGGCAGCACAACGGUGACGAUCAACAAUCUUACGCCUAGCACGCUCUACGAAUUUCAAGUGAUCGGCAAGAACGCCCUAGGCGAGGGAAUGCUGAGCAAAGUCAUCACAGUCAGGACGCUCGGCGUUGCCCUGACCCAGUCGGCGACUCCUUCCGGCCCUGAUCGACCCUCCUCUCCGGAUCAAAGUGACAUCCUUGAUUACAAUACUCUCGUAUUACCGACUGAUUCCACAGGAAACCCCAUGUUUCCGCCAAUCGUACGACCGAAAGGACCAAAGCCAGGUACUCCCCGGAACCUCACGGUGACGGAAAUCAGCAACGGUUUCCUGAUAACCUGGCAACCUCCUGUGGAAAAAGCCCAUCUUAUCCAAUACUAUACUAUCAAGUACAAGACGGACGGACCUUGGAAAACGCUCAACAAGGGCCAAAUACGACCCGAGGAGACCAGUUAUUUAGUGAAGAACCUGGUCGGUGGUAGGACCUACUAUUUCCAAGUGUUCGCCAACUCGGCCACGAAUUACGGCGCGAGCGACCAGGUGAAGUUUCCCGUGCCGGCUCGUGUUAAGCACAAAGCGAUCACCGCGGGCGUCGUAGGCGGCAUCCUCUUCUUCCUUGUCGCCAUCAUCCUCAGCAUAUGCGCGGUGAAGAUAUGCAAUAAACGGAAGAGACGAAAACAGGAGAAAGAACUGCUUUCAGCGUAUAAUAUGGUGGCCUGCCGGGUCACCGACGCCAGGAACGGCGCAGGGCAAGGGCCCCAGGGAACAGUGCCUUUGAAAAAACCUAGAAAAAGCCGAGUACCAGGUUUAAGCCUCCUGAAGGAGAUCCUGAGCCCGGACACCCCGGACUCGUGCCGCUGUCGUCCGCUGGGCAAGAUCUCCCGAGCGGCUGACGGCCGCUUCGUCGUGGCGGACUCGGUUCUCAGCUCGGCCAACAACAGCAUCCUGGACGUCUCCAGCAGCGACGACGGUGGUUUCCUACCGAAGCAGCGGCUCAAAUCCUCGUGGCGACGCCCACUGGUUGGUACUAGCCAGCUCAGCCUAAGAUCCGACGGCAGCGGCGUGUCCAUAGGUCCCCUGCCAUCGAGCCAUCAUCACCACGGCAUCGUGAACCCUUUGGCGAGGAUACAGCCCGUGAACGUCUGCACGAUUACGUCGCCCAGAUUCCUGGCUAGUUCGCCGAGCGGGGCUCAGGUCCCCUGGACACCUUUGUACUUCAGCGAUCUCAGCUCCGUCAAGCAACCAUCCUCCGGCGAACGUUCCUUCCCGACGCCACCCGGCUACCUCCAACUUCGCAGCGUCCACCAGCGAUACAGCCAGGAGUUACCGUCUCUCAAGGCGAUCCAUGCCGAGUCGAGACGAUUCGUGCCGGUUCAGCCAUUGGCGACGUCUUCGCCACCGCAACCGGCCGGACGACCGAGGGCGAGAUUGCCGCCGAGACACGCCAGGCACGCCAGAUCGGCACCGGAGCUCGCUGCCUCGCCUGACCUGGAGACAUCGCCUGAGAGCAGAUCGAGCAGUUCGGGUUUCGGCAGCAAGAAUACCUCGCAGCAAAACCAGAGUUCGAGAAGCGGUAGCACAGUCGCUGAAUGGAGGCCGCCGCCUUACAAACCGCCCCCGCCGCCAUUGGUAGUGGGCCGCUGGCUUGAGCUUCAGGAUCCGGUCAAGGUGGGGCACACGCAUAUACAGAACGCCGUGGACGCCGGCAGCGUCGACGGCCACUACGAGUUCGAUCCGGUGUCGUGCACGCCGACACCCACGUCGGCCUCGACGCCUACGCGGGAGGAGAGACCACCGAUGCAUCAGAUCCACGCAAUCCACGUUCCCCACAUCCAUCAAGUGCACACGGUACAUCAGCAAGCGCCGAGGUACAGCAGAGAGAACAUAGAGGCCCGAGUACAAGCGAUGAAAGCGGAAUUCCAUCAGUUUCGACAGAGACAGGCGAGAAGACGGCAGAGCGAGCAUCUGGAGAGCGCAUGUUGAAAAUGGAACAAGUUGAACAUCUCACCGAUCGAUUCAAUUUCAUUAGGGCCGCCGCACCGCGAGUCUAACGAUCGAGUUGAAAUCGAUUGGGAUGGUUGCAGAGUUAGAUACAUAAUGUGCGAGACAAAAGUAAUUAUUAAAGGAGGAGCUAGGAGAAGGAAGCUAGACGUCGCUCGCGAUUAGAUUUUGGUACUGGCUUUUGACUACCAUAGAAGAUCGCGCGUUUUUCAACACGGCGACGAUAACGUGAUCAUCACCGAAGACCAACCACCGCAGCACAACGAGGAUCAUCAUCACACGUGAUUCCGCAUUUAGAGGAGUUUAAGUCAAUUCUAGUAGCUGGACAUCCAUCUACAAAAGAAGGCUGUUAUAAGCAUCAGCUCAGGAUACAUAAGUUUCGCACGACCACGAGACAGGAGCGACGUAGUAGAACCGUACGUUAAGACGAUAAUCUUUCGGAGUUUCGCCCGUUUUACCGAUUAAGAGGACCGUCGAGUAUCCUACGGGGGAAACAAUCUCGAUAUCAUUUACUCGGGGGAGGGGGGAGGGGGGGCUAAAUCCAGCGACGUCGAUCGCGCUGGGACGAUAAUAGAAACGAAGUGCGUAAACGAAAAUGUUCGAAUCCGAUUAUUAUUGGUCAUAUCCCGCGUACACCAACCACGCCUAUGUCCGGUUUAGAGGACCGUGAUUUUUAACGAUACUAUAAUAUAAUAAUGUAGAGGAACAUACGGAAGAUUCACGGGGGACAAACAGGGGGAGGAUGCUUUUUUUAUAAAGAAAAAAAAACUCAGUGGAACUGUCCUUAGAGCUAGGAAGUGCGCAGAAGAUAGAGAGGGAGAGAGAGAGAAACACUCCCGAUUGGCUCAAGGGGAUGUUGAACGUAGCAGAAUUCUCCCGUUAUUAUCGCGAUCGGGACGAGAGAUGACGAGGAGGGAAGACGGGAGAGCAAAAGAAAGGGGAUAGUUACGUCGGCAUGAUACUCCAAAGAAACUGUACCACUGUACAUGCUCCGCGUAUACCUUUUAAAUAUAAGAUUAAAUUUAAUCGUACGCUGUAAGUAAUAAUUAAAAACGAAAGAAAAAACAAAAAAGUAAGAUAAUCGAAGAAUUACCACACUCACAUGUAAACACACACACACACACACACGUCAGACACAUACACACGUACAGACACACACAAAGUAAUUAUAUCGAUGAGCAAUGGACUCGAAACGUGAUAUUAGGCCGAAGUUUGCCUCGAGAUUGCUUAAGGACUCACCCGUACUGCACUGCCUGUUUAGGGUUUCGCUAGCGACCCAACAUAUUAUCGGCACAAUAAUUUUUCUUAAGCAACGUAAAAACGAGAAUAAGAAUAACGUUCUUCGAAUCUACGCGUGCUCGGCCAGUAUAGCACUCGGCGAUUGUGUGCACGCGUUCACCACGCGUGUCACCCACGUUGGCCAUCGCCCCUAUCGACACUCCCGGGAGUUUACCGGUCGUCUUUCUCGAAUUAGAAUUAGCGAGCACGCGUAUCGACGACAGGCGAGGUCGAUCGGACUCUUCAAAAAUAAAAUAUGAAAAAGGGGAAUAUAUUGAAAAUUAUUAGGGAAAAAAUAUCUUUCAACUGCCAAUGAAAAGGGGGUCCUCGGUGCGUUCGAUUCAUUUCGUACGAGAGCGUUGACGUUGAUUAAAUAAGUAAACCAGAGGCAUUUAAGUGGAGAAAGACGACCGACACGCGGCCGUCAUCGCCGGAAGGCAGGUGCACGCGCGGCACACACGCGCCAAUCAAGCCGAAGUUCGCGUGUAAUUAGAGAGACGAAGGAGUUUUAAAACACGGAAGCGCGUACACAUCAUACAUACAUACAAAAAUACAUACGUACGCAUAUACACACACACACACACACGCCAGAUACAAUUGAAUACGAACACUCACAAAUGACAGACACGCACAUUAAUACGAGAGGAGAGGCGUUCUUCGAGACCCACCUAAUUCUCACCAAACGCAUCGGAUCAUCUUGAAUCACGGUGAGAUCGGGGACUGGCGAUCACCGAUCGCGGGGGGGAGGCUCCUCGGGCGAAUCUACGGGCUAAUCAGUGUCGAGUCGCCGCGCGACCUAACGCGAGAACGUGUACCCCGUUCGAGGACGCGUGUCCCCCUUGGCGAGGGGGGGGCAGACCGGCGGCGCGCUCGUUCCUCUCUCUACCCUUUUUUUCUAAUCUCCUCUACACGUACGACCGUGAAGACACCCCCCCGCGCGGGAUCGGGCCGGCCCGCGCGACUCCCGGCGUUUUACUUUCUUUAUAGUACAAACACUUAUUUAUACAUACGUACGUAUUAUACAUAUUUAUUAUAAAUAUUAGCAAGGGCCCUACUACUCACGAUUCAACUAUACUUCGACGAACCGUAACGGCGAGGGGACGAAGAAGAAGAUGAGUAAGAAGGA
Molecule: messenger RNA, 6483 nt
Organism: Vollenhovia emeryi
Lineage: Eukaryota; Metazoa; Arthropoda; Insecta; Hymenoptera; Formicidae
Product: protein turtle
Exons: 14
Coding region: 75-4061 (1328 amino acids)
Biological process (GO): homophilic cell-cell adhesion; axon guidance; dendrite self-avoidance
Cellular component (GO): plasma membrane; axon
Molecular function (GO): cell-cell adhesion mediator activity
Source: RefSeq, a predicted model, not a curated record